Molecule: messenger RNA, 2448 nt
Organism: Suillus discolor
Lineage: Eukaryota; Fungi; Basidiomycota; Agaricomycetes; Boletales; Suillaceae
Product: glycosyltransferase family 2 protein
Exons: 11
Coding region: 1-2448 (815 amino acids)
Cellular component (GO): cell periphery; cell septum
Molecular function (GO): chitin synthase activity
Source: RefSeq, a predicted model, not a curated record
AUGUCAAGGUUUCACGAGGCUGACGAGGCACAGCGAGGACACUACAAUGACGGGCAAAACACUUACACGGACCCAUUCCCUACCGCGCAAGUCCAAUUGAUCCCAUUUCCUCCCUCCCAAUCACAAUAUUUGUAUCAACAACAACAACCUCCACCGCAGCCACCAACAGAAUACCUCACAUCACAUGUCUGUCGUGACCCUUUAGACAACUCACAACCCACUCCACGUCCACAGUCACAGUCUGGUCUAGAUGGUGAGAUGGUAGAGCGUAAGCACAAUGAUUCGGGCGAUAUGCCACUGCUGCUACACAAUGGUCCCUAUGUAGCAUCAGAAAUGCCUGCAGGUUACCAGGAGGCUAACAAUUACUAUGGACACAUACCACAGUACACACCCCGACGGUACAACACCAUCAAGAAGGUGAAACUCUGCCACGGUAACCUCGUGCUCGACUCUGCAGUACCAACAAAAUUACUGGAUAGGUGCGCAAUGCGCAAUGAACACGAGUUCACCCACAUGCGGUACUCUGCAGCCACAUGCGACCCGAAUGAUUUUAAGGAUUCUGGGUUCACCCUCCGCCAGGCGCAUUACGAUCCUCCACGGAGGACGGAGCUUUUCAUCGUCGUGACAAUGUACAAUGAAGAUGAGAAGCUAUUCUGUCGUUCAAUGAGUGGCGUCAUCAAGAAUAUCGCUCAUUUGUGCAAACGAGAUCGGAGCAAAACGUGGGGGAAAGAGAGUUGGAAGAAGGUUGUAGUCUGUAUUGUUAGUGAUGGGCGAUCGAAGAUCAAUUCCCGGACGCUGAGUGUUAUUGCUGCUAUGGGCGCAUAUCAAGAUGGCAUUGCGAAGAGUAUCGUCAACGGAAGACCCGUCGUGGCACACAUAUACGAGUAUACCACGCAACUGCUGGUGUCUCCUUCAAUGGAAAUCGAAGUCGCCGACACCCUCGUACAAAUUAUCUUCUGCCUUAAGGAGAAGAACCAAAAGAAGAUUAACUCCCAUCGCUGGUUCUUCAACGCCUUCGGUCCAAUACUACAGCCCAAUGUGUGCGUUCUCCUUGAUGUUGGUACUAUGCCCGGCCCCACCUCAAUCUACCACCUAUGGAAAGCCUUCGACAUCAAUCCGAACGUUGGCGGUGCAUGUGGCGAAAUCGUCGCUUUGAAGGGCAAGUACGGACAAUAUCUUCUCAACCCACUCGUCGCAGCACAGAAUUUCGAAUAUAAAAUGUCGAAUAUUUUCGAUAAGCCACUAGAGAGCGUGUUCGGGUAUAUCACCGUGCUGCCUGGCGCGUUUAGCGCAUAUAGGUAUAUCGCCCUGCAGAAUGACCAGAUGGGGGAGGGCCCACUGCAGAAGUACUUUUUGGGUGAGAAGAUGCAUGGUGCAGGUGAAAAUAUCUUCACAGCGAACAUGUAUCUUGCUGAGGAUCGGAUAUUAUGCUGGGAGCUUGUCUCAAAGCGCGGGGAAUCGUGGAUCCUACACUAUGUCAAGUCUGCCUACACUGUGACUGAUGUUCCCGACCAGAUCCCUGAGUUAAUUUCUCAAAGACGUCGCUGGUUUAACGGCUCUUUCUUUGUCGCCAUACACUCUGCCGUUCAUUUUUAUUACCUCUAUCGCUCAUCGCAUUCACUCAUGCGCAAGUUCUGGAUUCACAUCGAGAUGUUUUAUCAGCUGUACAGCCUCAUAUUUGCCUGGUUUGCCCUUGGUCACUACUAUAUUGCCUUCAUCAUUCUCUCCCAAGCGCUCGAGUUCUACGUGCCUCGAAUCCACAUCCUUAACCUCAUUCUCAACUACUUUUAUCUCGGGUUGCUCAUCAUGUGCUUCUUCCUUUCGCUCGGCAAUCGGCCGCAAGGCUCAAAACGGGGCUACACCCUCGCCUUCAUCGGGUUUGGCAUCAUCACGAUUUAUAUGACUGUCUCGGCGUCGUUGCUUGCAUACAAGACCAUAGAAAGUGUCGCACAUAGUGAAGGACGAGAAAUCCAAGCUAGCGAUCUAUUCCUGAAUUCGAUCUUUAGAGAUGUCGUGCUCUCGUUGGCGGCGACGCUGGGGCUGUAUUCUUUGGCCUCGUUGAUCUUCUUUGAGCCAUGGCAUAUGAUCACGUCCUUUGCCCAAUACGUCCUCAUGGCAUCGUCAUAUACUGCGGUCUUGAACGUCUAUGCAUUUGCCAACGUUCAUGAUGUCUCAUGGGGAACGAAGGGCGACAACAAGGUUUCCACUGAUCUCGGUGUCGUCAGCCUGGGCAAGGGAGCCAAUGAAGUCGAGAUAGCAGUCACGGCUGAGACUGAUAUCAAUGCAGCGUAUGAAUAUGCUAUCCAUGUUCUGUCCUUGAAACCACCCAAGGUGGAUUCCAAGGGUGAUCCGGCAACGCAGCAAGACGAUUAUUAUAAGACAUCACGGACAAACGUAUUACUGGUUUGGACUUUGAGCAACGGUCUUCUAGCUGCUAUCAUAAUGUGA